AUGUCUACCCACGAUGAAAAACCAGUAAGAGAGGGUGAAAUUCCUUCAAAGGAGCAAUAUCCUCAAGAAGAGGAGGACAACUCUCCACACUCAGAGUACUCCGCUUUGGUCAACUACAUCCAAAACGUUGAAUUAAGAAAGUCUGAUGACGCUGCUGCCGAAGAGGACGAAGUCACUUACAAACGCCCUUGGUACGCCCCAUGGAAGAAGAUUGAAAUCAGACAACAAGGCGCUUCCGUCCCAGAGGAUUGGUUGACUGCUACACAAUCAUCAGGUGGUCUUUCCUCUUCAGACGUUGAACCACGUCGUAAGCGUUUCGGUUUCAACGAAUUGGAAUCUCCAGAAGAGAAUCUCGUUCUCAAGUUUAUUGGUUUCUUCAGAGGUCCUGUCCUCUACGUUAUGGAAGGUGCCGUCGGUCUCGCUGGUGGUCUCCGUGAAUGGGUCGAUUUCGGUGUCAUUAUUGGUAUUCUCUUAUUAAACGCAUUCGUUGGUUUCUAUCAAGAAAAGCAAGCUGGUGAUAUUGUCGCUCAACUUAAGAAAGGUAUCGCUCUUCGUACUACCGUUCUCCGUGAUGGUCAAGAACACGAAGUCGAAGCACGUGAACUCGUUGUUGGUGAUAUCGUCGUCAUUGAAGAAGGUGCUACCAUCCCAGCUGAUGUUGAGAUUCUUUCAGACUACAAGGACAAGGAUGGUUCAAAGGCUGCUGAGAUUCUCGCAAAGGUCAAGGCUGAGUCAAAGAAGGAAAAGACUGACGAUGAGGAAGACUCAUUCGGUAAAGGUCCUUCUAUCCUUGCUGCUGAUCAAUCCGCUAUCACUGGUGAAUCUCUCGCUGUCGACAAGUUCCACGGUGACACCGCCUUCUACACUACCAUCUGUAAGCGUGGUAAGGUUUUCGCACGUGUCAAGUCAACUGCUCCAAUCUCUUUCGUCGGUAAGACCGCUGCUCUUGUCCUUGGUGCAAACGACAAGGGUCACUUCGUCAAGGUCAUGAACAUCAUUGGUGGUACUCUUCUCGUUCUCGUCAUUGUCUUCUUGUUCGCCGUUUGGAUUGGUGGCUUCUUCCGUAACACCGGUAUUGCUCAACCAAGAGACAACAACUUGUUGGUUUACACUCUUAUCUUCGCUGUUAUUGGUGUUCCAGUCGGUCUUCCAGUUGUCACUACCACUACCCUCGCUGUUGGUGCUGCUUACCUCGCUAAGAAGCAAGCAAUUGUUCAAAAGCUCACCUCUAUCGAAUCUCUCGCUGGUUGUGACAUUCUCUGUUCUGACAAGACUGGUACCCUCACUGCUAACAAGCUCUCUAUUCACGAACCAUACGUUGCUGAAGGUGUCGACAUGGACUGGAUGAUGUGUGUUGCUGCUCUCGCUUCAUCACACAACGUCAAGUCAUUGGACCCAAUUGACAAGAUUACCAUCUCUACUCUUAAGGAAUACCCACGCGCAACUGAAAUGCUCAAGACCGGUUGGGUUACUAAGGACUUCAGACCAUUCGACCCUGUCUCAAAGCGUAUCACUUCAAUUGUCGAACGUGACGGUGUUACUUACACUUGUGCUAAGGGUGCUCCAAACUCUAUCCUCAAGAUGUGUGCAACUCCACCACAAGUUGCUCAAGCUUUCCGUGACCAAACUAUGGAAUUCGCUUCAAGAGGUUUCAGAUCCCUUGGUGUUGCUGUCCAAGAAGGUAACGGUGACUGGCAAGUUCUCGGUUUACUUCCUAUGUUCGAUCCUCCACGUCAUGACACUGCUGCUACCGUCGGUGAAGCUAUCAAGCUCGGUGUUGGUGUAAAGAUGUUAACUGGUGACGCUGUUGCUAUCGCAAAGGAAACAUGUAAGAUGCUUGGUAUGGGUACAAACGUUUACGAUUCACACAGACUUAUUGGUGGUGGCUCAAUGGCUGGUUCUGAAAUGCACGACUUCAUUGAAAACGCAGACGGUUUCGGUGAAGUUUUCCCAGAACACAAGUACCAAAUUGUCGAAAUGCUUCAACACCGUGGUCACUUAACUGCCAUGACUGGUGAUGGUGUCAACGAUGCUCCAGCUCUUAAGAAGGCUGACUGUGGUAUUGCUGUCGAAGGUGCUUCAGAUGCUGCUCGUUCAGCUGCUGCUGUCGUUUUCCUUGACGAAGGUCUCUCAACCAUCAUCACUGCUAUCAAGGUCGCUCGUGAAAUUUUCCACCGUAUGAAGGCUUACAUUGUUUACCGUAUCGCCCUCUGUCUCCACUUGGAAAUCUACCUUACUCUCUCAAUUCUUAUCAUGAACGAGACUAUCCGUGCCGAUUUGAUCGUCUGGAUUGCUUUAUUCGCUGAUUUGGCUACCGUUGCUGUCGCUUAUGACAACGCUCCAUACGCUCUUACUCCAGUCGAAUGGCAAUUACCAAAGAUCUGGAUCAUGUCAACUGUUCUUGGUGCUAUCCUUGCAGCUGGUACUUGGAUUCUCAGAGGUACUCUUUUCCUUAACAACGGUGGUAUCAUCCAAAACUGGGGUGGUAUUGAACACAUUCUCUUCUUGGAAGUUUGUUUGACCGAGAACUGGUUAAUCUUCUUGACCAGAACUGGUGAAGGUGAAUUCAAGUGGCCAUCAUGGCAAUUAACUGGUGCUAUUGCUGGUGUUGACAUUAUCGCUACCCUCUUCACUCUCUUCGGUUGGUUCCACGCUGACAGAGACGCACACAAUGGUCACACCGACAUUGUUACCGUCGUCAAGGUUUGGGCCUUCUCUAUCGCUGUCAUGGUUGUCUGUACCCUUGCUUAUGUUAUCAUGAACAACCUUAAGUGGUUGAACAACCUUGGUAAGAGACAAGUUGGUAAGAUCGACAGACGCGUUGAGGACUUCAUGAACGAAUUGCAACGUAUUACUAUUGUCCAUGAAAGAUCAGACAGAGAUGUCUACAGACUCUACGGUAGAAAUCAAGGUCUUGAUUCAGAUAACUAA
Molecule: messenger RNA, 2931 nt
Organism: Wallemia mellicola CBS 633.66
Lineage: Eukaryota; Fungi; Basidiomycota; Wallemiomycetes; Wallemiales; Wallemiaceae
Product: plasma-membrane proton-e
Exons: 3
Coding region: 1-2931 (976 amino acids)
Biological process (GO): regulation of intracellular pH; proton export across plasma membrane
Cellular component (GO): plasma membrane
Molecular function (GO): ATP binding; ATP hydrolysis activity; P-type proton-exporting transporter activity
Source: RefSeq, a predicted model, not a curated record